UCUAACACAAUAAUUAAAAUGAAAUUCUCUACACCUCAAGCACCAAUAUUAUUCCAUGUUUUGUUACUAGUGAACGUUCACUUAGUCAUGCCCUUCACCGUUAUCAUGCCGGAUUCGGGUGCCCUCGUAGACGGGCCACAAACCGGGCUACCCGGGUCCAACACCGGCGCUCAAACAGAUCCCGAAGAGCAAGAAGCAGUCUACGACAUAAUGAGAGCAACCGGCAACGACUGGGCCACGGAGAUCCCGAACGUGUGCCGCGGUCGGUGGCACGGGAUCGAGUGCGUGCCAGACAAAGACAAUGUGUUCCACGUCGUGUCUCUUUCUUUCGGGUCGCUAUCGGACGAUACCGCAUUCCCUACGUGCGACCCGACCCGCUCCACCAUCUCACCAUCCAUCACUAAACUCCCCCACCUAAGAACCCUUUUCUUCUACCGAUGUUUCACCAACAAACCUCAACCCAUACCAUCUUUUCUAGGCCAAUUGGGCUCCUCUUUGCAAACUUUAGUCUUAAGGGAAAACAACCACAUUGGCCCAAUUCCACCUGAAUUAGGCAACUUGACCUAUUUGACCGUUUUAGAUCUUCACAAAAACAAUUUAAAUGGUUCAAUCCCACAUUCAUUAGGUCAUAUCCAAGAUUUAAGGUCAUUAGACUUGAGUUGCAAUAAAUUAUCUGGCUCAUUUCCUAACAUCACUUUCCCAUCAUUAAGCAUACUAGACCUCAACCAAAAUCAUCUCAAAGGCUCCCUCCCAAACUCCCUUCUAAGUAGUAAUUCCCUCCUCAAAAUAGAUUUAAGUCGAAAUCGAAUCUCCGGUCCCAUCCCAAACCUAGAAAACCUCGAAAACCUAGUUCUCCUCGACUUGAGUUACAAUACCCUAACCGGACCUCUCCCUAACACACUUCAAAACCAAAGAUCUCUUCAAGCUCUCAUCCUCAAUGGCAACCCCUCUAUAUCCACCACAAUUCCAAAAGACAUGUUUUUAGGUUUGAACAACUUGAUCAUCUUAGGAUUAUCAAAUACAGACUUGAAAGGCCCAAUCCCGGAAUCACUAGGAGAGUUAGCUAUGCUAAGAGUGCUCCAUCUUGAUGGGAACCAACUCAAUGGCACCAUACCAUCAACAUUUGCCAAAUUGAAUAGCCUUAGUGAGCUAAGGCUAGACAAUAACAAGUUGAUAGGGCCAAUUCCGUUUAAGAGAGAGAGGGUUUGGAGAAUGGGGAGAAAAUUGAGGAUUCACAAUAAUUUGGGGCUUUGCUAUGAUGAGAAAAGUGGGCUUGGAGAUGAUUUGGACAGUUUGGCUAGUGCAGGAAUUGGACUUUGUGACGUGCCUAAAAAUGUACCAGCGUCAUCAGUUCAACAUAUCUCUACACUAGAUUAUGGGAAUAUGCUCAAUUCUACCACAAAUUCAAGUGCUUCACCACACAAAAAUAAUGCUUUUGUUGGAGUGAUAACCAUAUUUUUCGUUUUUGUUUCUUGUUUAUUGUGAGGAAAUAUAUAGAUUGAUGUCUCUUUUGUAUUGUUGUUAGUUCACUAUUGUGUAUAGAGAGUAUUGUAUAUUGUAAGAAUAGUAUCAUAAGUUAGUUGCCAAUAUAAACA
Messenger RNA from Salvia splendens (bonfire salvia), 1595 nucleotides. RefSeq names its product protein TOO MANY MOUTHS. The record is from RefSeq and is a predicted model, not a curated record. The transcript has a single exon. Bases 19 to 1485 code for a protein of 488 amino acids. Gene Ontology annotation, molecular function: protein binding. Lineage: Eukaryota; Viridiplantae; Streptophyta; Magnoliopsida; Lamiales; Lamiaceae.